AUGCCAGGCUAUAGCCAAUCCCUCGAGGACCGAUUCGAGUCUCGUUUUUACGUGACGCCGCGCGACACGCCACCUUCUCGACCCAGUGCAGAGCCCACCUCGCGAAGGUAUCGAUACUUCUACGGCAUUCCACCUCGAGCAGCACCAGACCGACCACACUUGCUCUUCUGUCACGGUUUUCCCGAUGCUCAAUCCUUCCUUCGCAUCCUCACACCCUUUGUCCUUGCGGGAUUUCAUUGCGUGGCACCGGACAUGCUCGGAUAUGGAUUGACUAGCAGACCGCCCAUAGAGAGGAUCGCAGAGUAUGGAGCGGGCGCGCAGGUCAAGGAUCUGGUGGGGCUUAUGGAAUCACUCGUUGGCACCAAUGACAAGUUUGUCGUCAUUGGUCACGACUGGGGCGCAUACAUUUCCUGGUUCUUUGGAGUACAUGCGCCAACCAAGAUCGCAGGCAUUGCGGGGUGAGUUUGAGGCGAGCGCAUAUGCGCCUUUGGCGUCGUCCUCGAAUGCGGUGAUCUGAAUUUGCUAGGCUGACCGCUGCUAUGAUUCACACAGCCUGUCGGUGCCUUUUACGCCCACAUUGCUGACCAGCGAGCUGCCAGACUUCGAUGAGCUGUUGAAACGUGUGCCAUCCUUCGGCUAUCAAGCCUUCUUUGCGGAUCCCAAGAGCACCAAAAUUAUCGAGGACAAGGUGAGGACUGUCCGGCGAUGUUGCCAGAUCAAAUAGGACGGGGCUAUAGACUGACACCAUCCGUAUCUCUCCUUCGCGCAGAUCGAGACCUUUACGGCGAUUGCAUUUAUCCAGCCUAGAAAGCUUGCAGGCACUCGAUGGGGCAAAUCGCUCAACCUCAUGCCGAAAGGCCGCUUUGAGCAAUUUCUCACCACACCUCAAGAUCCGGCACUGGAAAGGACUGUCAAGGAGUCCAGCUUGAUCCCGCCUGGGUCGGAAGAAUGGGAGCGCGCUCUGCGGUACUUUGAUCCUCGACGAGGCGGCACGAUUGGUGAGUGACGGGAUGGCUUUUCGGUAUUGGUGGCGGGAGAAGGGCGGGGAAGCAUUGAGUCAGAGGGGUGAGGUAGAGCUGACAGACUGUGACUGUGACUGUGUCAUGCCUCGAUAGAUGGCGGACUCAAUUACUACAGAUGUCGCCAAGUCAAUUGGGAAGAGGGCAAAGGUGAGCACUGUGUAUGCUCACGGCCCUGCAGUCGCUAUCGCUCUUUCUGACACCCGCGCACCCGCGCACCCUUCGCAGCUCUGAGAUCUCAAAAGCUGCCCAAGGGCCCAGCAUAUCUGCUCAUCAUGUCCACGCACGACGCAGCUUUGCCCGCCUCGCUUGGGUCUAAAAUGUCCAAGCAUCUGGAAGAUCCUUCCGCCUUGACGACGCACAUUGUCAAAGGUGCUGGACAUUGGAUCCAUUUGGAACAGCCUGCGCUGACUGUGCAGCUCAUUCGCAAAUGGUUGGAGACUCGAGUGGGAUGGGGUCGAGCGGGUCAUUUGUAA
This is a messenger RNA of Ceraceosorus bombacis, 1495 nucleotides long. The record is from the annotation of a GenBank genome assembly. NCBI's taxonomy places the organism in Eukaryota, Fungi, Basidiomycota, Exobasidiomycetes, Ceraceosorales, Ceraceosoraceae.